CUGUCGGCCUGUCGGCUGCGCAUGCGCACCGGGCAGUAACAGGAGCUAUGGCCGACGCGAUGCAGACGGAGGAUUUCCCGUUCCUACCGUCCGGACCAGCGGAGGUAAAUAAGAUGAUAAAGGAGCACGGCGACCUGUUUUCUGACUCCCAGUGUAAAGUCUGCAGCGCUGUCCUCAUUUCUGAGUCUCAGAAGUUGACUCAUUAUCAGAGCAAGAAACACGCCAACAAAGUGCGGCGUUAUCUUUCCAUCCAACACGAGAAAGAGCCGGCGCUGAAAAAGUUGAAAUCGUCACCGUCUGACAGUCAGGACUUCAACAACGGGGACACGGACCGGUCGAAGGUGUGUCACGUAUGCAACAUGACCUUCUCCUCUGUGGUGGUGGCCGAGUCCCACUACCAGGGCAAAGUUCACGCCAAGAACCUGAGGCUGAAAACCGUCGGCCCCCAGGCUCCAGUAGCUUCCCAGACGCCGCCACCACCAGCUCAGCCGAAGAAGAAACCCGCAGAGGACUCCAGCAGCGUGCCGGCGUCAGGCAACAACAACAACAACAACAACAACCCGGACCGCUUCUGCUCCAUCUGCCAGGCCUCCUUCAACAACCCGCUCAUGGCCCAGCAGCACUACGUCGGCAAGAAGCACCGAAAACAGAUGACCAAGCUGAAACUGAUGGAGACGUACGGACCCUCCACGGCACCAGCUUCCACACUAAAGGGCUACCCAUGCACCGUCUGCAACAUUGAACUAAACUCUGUGGAGCAGUACCAGUCUCAUAUCAGUGGUGCCAAACAUAAGAACCAAGUGAAGAAAUCGGGCCUGAACGCUGCAGAGAACCAAGAAUCGGCAGAACAAUCGUACGUGGGCGACAACAAGUACACCGCCGCGGACGACCAGUACGCCCAGGGGGACGACCAGUACGCAGCCGGAGACAACCAGUACGCAGCCGGAGACAACCAGUACGCAGCCGGAGACAACCAGUACGCUCCGGAGGACACGGAGUACUCAGAGGAGUACCAGUUUACUUGAGGCCGGGCUGGGGCGGACUGCAGAAUCAGGACUUGGAAUGAAACACGACAACCAGCCCCCACUCUAACAUCAACCUCCAUGGACCUUCAGCUCCCUCAGAGUCUCUUCUCAGUAGGUUUUCCCCCUGGAACCGAGGUCCGGAUGCCCCGACGGGACUGAGAACGUUACAGAACGUUUGUUUUCUCCUCGAAUGGAAAAAAAGCUGCAUUUGUACCCUGCACUCACACCGUGGACAGAAACGUGUCCGAGGGUUCGACUGGCUUCUGUUACGAACACGCGCACUGACUGAAGAACGCUCAGACCACAUCAGGGCUGAUGUGUGUCGAUAUAAUAUAAACAAAACCCCUUCAUCAUGUUCCUGAAGAAGCCAAAGCUUUCACAUGGUAGAGGUUGUACUGAGACAGGGAAAGGUAUUAUUUAACUGGUAAAUACUACGGCUGCACGAUUAUUUCACGAUUACCUAAAUAAGUCCGGCAACACUUGCUGCGUGAAUCUGAACGGCGACAGUAACUACGGUUACCUGGCUGAGAGGUUGAAGGUGUGCAGCUCCUUCCUGUCCCAUCGAUCAUAUUUACAACUGAUCCGCUGGCAAAAAACCAUCCAAAAAUAACCAUUAUGUUGAUUUGUAAACGUAUUUUAGUUGAACGAUAGCAGCCAGUGUCAAGUCAACUUGCGUUUCGCCUCUUAAAUGCUUUUACUGUGAAGGAAAUGUUCAGUUAGCAGAAACUUAAUACACCAUUUUGUAUCCAGGAGUUGUUCCCAGGCAUCCUGGAAAAUCUGGAAAUUUAGAGACUAGUUUUCUAGUCAUGGAAGCACUUGGAUAUCGAUUAUAAUGACAAAAAUAAUCUAAGUUGUCCUGGAAAUGUUUAACUUUGUUUUAGCCCCUCACUCAGAUAAAGUCUCACCAGAUGUGAAGCAGCAAGUCUAAUUUUUCCGUAGCGUAAUUCUCAGGGAAGCCCGGUGGAAGUAGUGCAGACGCUCAUACCUGCAUGCACACACUUCAUUUCUGACUUAUUCAGUUUCUGGAAGAGGAAUUCUCUGUUAAAUAAAGUAAAUUCUACUUAAUUUGAACUCGAGUUAGAAGUAAACUUUAGAAAACUCGUCUGUGGUCUGGAUCCGGAUCACCCUGUGGUUGUCUACGAGCCCAACACACAUCUUAAACGUCAAUAUCGUAGACGGUCGCGUUCAUUUAAUCAUGCAGCCCUAGUAAAUACUGUAAGUUAAUUAAAAAUCCUUUCUGUGCUACCAGAGUCGGAUCUGAUACUUAUUCAAUCAAUAUUAAAGUAAAUAGAAAUAUCUGACACAUUGAAAUAACGGCGUUUAAUACUGAAGCCGGUUUAAAACUAUAAACCUAAAUUAUUUGUAUUAUUUCAACGACAGUGAUCGGCUACGUUCUCGCUGUCGGUUGAACAGCAGCGCUACAGAGAGGAAGUUAAAAUAAAUAAAUGCUAUGUGCUAAGCUAGUUUAUAUUGAAAAUAAACAACCACAUUAUUAAAUGUUUAAUUAAAAGAAUUAAAGCAACUUAUAUAUAAAGUUAAGCUACAUCAGUUGUUAUCUGGUUAGUUAACUAGUUGAUAAUGUUAACUAGCUAGCCAGCUGAAGCUAGUUAGCUAGCUAACAAUUGAUGUAGGUUAGCUAGCACUUUGCUAACAUGUAGCUAUAUACGUAGCUUUUAUCUUUUAACCAUCUUCAGUCAUUAGCUAGCUAACUAGCUUCAGCCAUGCUAUCAUUAGCUAACAGAUUUAACUAUGUGGCUAAUGGUUGGUGUGAAUUAGCGUGUUAGCUGGCUAACUAGCCAGCUAACAAUAGACAUAGAUUUAUCCUUCCUCUCCGAUGAUCUUAGACGAGUACAGAAGAAGUUCAGUUGGAGUUUUCUAAGUUACUAAGAAUUAACGUUAAUUAGCGACAGCAGGUACGAUGUUUGUGAAACUGUGACGAGAAGCUGCUGCUCAGGACGUUGCUAACCAGAAAAAGAAAUAACAAGAAUUUAAGCAACGUUUCACCGAUGCUAACAUCGCAUGUAACCAGUGACGGUUCGAAGCGAAGCUGCUUUUCAGUCCCGAUCUCUUCGGUUCACGUGAAUAUAAUCGGUUUGUGUCUCCAGUGAAUGUAUUUAUUGAAGAACUUCAUUCGACAACUUUGAUUAUUUCUGUUGUGAAUUCAAACGUUUGCACAACCCGAUCCGUCGGAGUGACGUAAGGAAGAAAAAUCUGUCGACAUACUAGUUCUUAUUUUAAUCCUGUUUUAUUGUUUUACUUUAUUCUUCUUUUAUAUUAUUUUUAUUUAAAGCCAAAAUCGCUGCUGGAGGUCGUCCUAGUUGUUUUCUUCUGUUUAUCGUAGGAACCAGAUUCUGUUUUUAAAGAGAGAGUUCGGGUGUUUUGAAGAGAGUUUUUCUUUUUUUGGUUGCUAACCGUAGAACGUCUGUAUUACCCGCCUGUCACUCAAAGUAGCCACGCCCUUAAUUGACCCUUCUUAAGCUCCGCCCCUUUUAGGACCUUCCUCCUUUAGUGUGCUUAGAUAGGCAAAAGAUAAAGUGACAUAUAUAUAUAUAUAUAUAUAUAUAUAGUCACUUUAUCUUUUAACCAUCUUCAAAAUGUGGUUUUAUUUCAACAUGGAUUAGCCUAGCAUGUAGCAUAUCUAAGUACAGGAAAGGAGGAAGUUGACCGAGGGUUGCUCAAAUGUUAUUGGAGCACAGAGCAAAAAGGGGCGGGGCUUAGGAAGGGUCAAUUAUCCAUAACGUUAAGCCUUAAUAUAAUUUAACGGGGUGAGUUUCCCCUGUACAGAGACCAAAAGGCUAUUUAUUUAUGAGGCCUUAUGGAGAUCGACUCACUGCUGGAGCCAGCCUCUAGUGGCCGUUAGAGGAACUGCAGGUUUUUGUUACUUCAGUGUUUGUUUCAUUUGCAGCCACCGAUGUUGCAGCUUAGUAGUAAUACAGGCCGUUCAUUUUAGUGCCAAGAAAAAGACUGUCUGAUGGAUAAAACAUUGAACAUAAUAUAGUCAGCUGACUUUAAAAGCCUCCAUACGAUGUGAAUUAUUACCUCCUACAGCCCCACUGCAAAAUACCCGAACUUUCCCUUUAAUGUUCUCAACAAAAGCUGAUUUUAUUAUUGUAGGAGACAACCUAACAUUUCAAUCUUAUCGUCGUAUUUCUUGUUUACGGUCAGACGUUUUAUUUCCAGGAUGUCUGCAGACGUUUCACUGCAGGACACUAAAGAGAGAAUGUGAACGCUGGUUUAAAAAUAAAUAAAUAAAAAGGGUUGUUGCCUCAGUUUAGACCCUCGAAAGGAACCAGAAUCUGUCAACAAUAAGCUUUUUGUAGAAGUUGAUGUCAUUUUAUAAAAAUAGUAAUAAUCAGUCUGGACGGUGUAGGAAGAGAUUAAAGGGAUUAUUAUGAGAAAUAUAAAUACUGUCCUCUCAUUUCAAAUGCAGCAGAUCUGUGUCGGCUGUCAGCUAAUGAAAGUUUUGGUAUUGUUUGCUUGGUUUACUGAAGCGUGAAUGAUUUUUAAAUGCUUCUGAGUUGUCCAGAACGGGGCUUUAUAAACUCUAGAAGAGACUUAUAGACGAGCUCUGUAAUUACUGUCAAUAGCAGAGAUUACACUAUUUACCACAGAGUGAUGUCAAACUAGGAAGUGAUGUCAAUAUUAGAAUAAUAACAUGUUUAUAUUUUAGUUUAUUUGUCCUCAUACAGGUUGAAUAUGUUACUAUUGAAUGUCUUCAACCUUCUGGCGACAGGAAAGAGGUUGUUUUGUUGGUUUUUUUGGAUGUAAUUUAUACAAAGAGGGCUCAUACAUAUUGUAUAGGACGUGUAUAAAAGACGAAUGGCCUUUUUUUGUUCUCACCCUCAUCGUUUGUGUGCUCGAUGUUUUGUGAUUUCUUUUAAGUUGUGUAUAACUGAGGGACGAAAUGCAGCAAACGUGCAUAAAGUAAAGAAAUGUUUUAAGAGAA
Dicentrarchus labrax (European seabass) is the source of this 4971-nucleotide messenger RNA. It is a transcript of the gene znf346, whose product is annotated as zinc finger protein 346. The record is from RefSeq and is a predicted model, not a curated record. Bases 48 to 1025 code for a protein of 325 amino acids. The transcript is spliced from 7 exons. Lineage: Eukaryota; Metazoa; Chordata; Actinopteri; Moronidae. Gene Ontology annotation, molecular function: nucleic acid binding; zinc ion binding.